Messenger RNA from Oenanthe melanoleuca, 1576 nucleotides. RefSeq names its product methionyl aminopeptidase type 1D, mitochondrial (gene METAP1D). NCBI's taxonomy places the organism in Eukaryota, Metazoa, Chordata, Aves, Passeriformes, Muscicapidae. Gene Ontology annotation, molecular function: metalloaminopeptidase activity. Bases 294 to 1220 code for a protein of 308 amino acids. The transcript has 10 exons. Gene Ontology annotation, biological process: proteolysis. The record is from RefSeq and is a predicted model, not a curated record.
CCGGCUGCCGCCGCGCGCGGCCACGUGACCGCCUCACAUGGGCAGCAUGGCGGCGCCCAGAGCCGCCCGCGCGCUGCGGAGCGGAGUACCAUCGUGACAGCUGUGGCUGCGUCCUGUUUACAAAUUGCUGCUAGUCACAUUUUCAGUAGUCCUUAAGGGUUUUGCUUUCCCCUAAUACAUCCAAUUAGGAGGAAAUAUUUCUCACAAGCACGGACUUGCUCUUCUCCUUGUAAUGACAUAGUUCUGCAAUCCAGGAAACAGUGCUGCAUGGUGUCCAUGUCCACGAUUUCCUGAUGUGGGAAAAACGUGUGGAAAGCAUCUGGAGAGGAGGAGACCCCCUUUACCAGCUUGUUUCCUGUUCUGUGACUGGCUGCCACAUAAUCUUUUCUUUGUGCAGUCAUAACUACCUGCACAGGCACUCAAGCAAUCAUCAGCAAAGAUGCUUCUUCUUUCAGGGACAAAGAAAUGCUGCUUAUAGUAUAGUUUGGCCAGCCAUGGUUUCUCCAGCUCACCGAGUUCCUAAGCACAUAAAGAAGCCAGACUAUGUGACGACAGGCAUUGUACCAGACUGGGGAGACGACAUAGAAAUUAAGAAUGAAGAUCAGAUUCAAGGGCUUCGUCAAGCUUGUCAGUUGGCCCGUCAUGUCCUGCUUCUGGCUGGAAAGGGCUUAAAGGUUGGCAUGACAACUGAAGAAAUAGAUUCCAUUGUUCAUCAUGAAAUAAUCAGACAGAAUGCCUAUCCAUCACCUCUGGGCUAUGGAGGUUUUCCAAAAUCUGUUUGUACUUCUGUAAACAACGUGGUAUGUCAUGGUAUUCCUGACAGUCGACCUCUUCAGGAUGGAGAUAUUAUCAACAUUGAUGUCACGGUGUAUUACAAUGGCUACCAUGGUGACACUUCUGAAACCUUUUUGGUGGGCAAUGUGGAUAAAUCUGGUGAAAAGUUAGUGGAGGUUGCCAGGAAAUGUAGAGAUGAAGCAAUUGCAGCUUGCAGACCAGGGGCUCCCUUCUCUGUAAUUGGAAACACAAUCAGCUCCGUGGCAUGGCAAGGUGGCUUCCGGGUCUGCCCCUUCUUCGUCGGCCACGGCAUCGGGUCGUACUUUCACGGGCACCCCGAGGUGUGGCACCACGCCAAUGACAGUGAUUUGUUAAUGGAAGAGGGAAUGGCUUUCACAAUAGAUGUGGAACUCAUCACUGACAGCCCAAAUACCCCAAAAAGAUGAGUCUCCGGGCAUGGUGAAUGUUUUUACCCCCUCAUAACUCCUAAAUGUGAAUUUCAGAUCGGCCCAAUUUGAACAUACACUUGUGAUUACCUCAGAUGGAGCUGAAAUCCUCACUAAACUGGUGGAAGAAGCCUAAAGAUGAAGCAAGGAGUGGAGAGACUUGCUGUACUUCCAGGAUUUCAAGUUUCACUCGGGACAGAGAAGAGAUUUCUGUAAUUUCUGAGGGGAAUGAGUGUUGUGUAAGUCACUCCAGGGGACAGAAAAAGCAAUUUGAGGGGUUGGCUCUGGACAUAGUUCUUUCUGUGUAUUACCUAGUGAGUAUUUAAUAAAAGUCCUUAGCUUUUUUGUGACCCUUG